AAGGAAAGAAGGUAUAUUGUUUUUUUGGAAAAGUGGAAAAGCGGAGUGUAGUUUCUGUUGACUAUUUUAACAAAGUUCCGAGUAAAUUGGUUUACUACUCUCAAGCAACAACGAGAAGCAAAGAUGGCCCCACCACAAAGAAUGCGAGUCGCCAACGAAAAAGCCAGCAAGUAUAUAACUAUGCGUGGCAACGUACCAAAGUCAUCGAAGACAAAAGAAAAUCAGUAUCCUGUUGGACCCUGGCUUUUGGCACUGUUCAUUUUUGUUGUGUGUGGUUCGGCAAUUUUCCAAAUUAUUCAAUCAAUUCGUGCUGCGUAAACAAGAACACAAUUGGAAGCAUUUAACUUUGGAUUAAUUGACAAAAUAUCAUAAAUCCAUUAUGAAAUAUCCCCAAAACAACAAUAUCACAGACAUCUACGCUAAAGGAAAACAAAUAUCUUAACAAAAUCUUCUACCAAAUGUUUUCGAAAGAAUUUUGGGCAAUAAAAAGUACGCGUAAGCAAGCUAUUUAUGUAAUUUAGUAGGCGGAUUACUUUACUUUAAUUUCUUCUGAAAAAACCCUAUAAAAAACGUUGCAUCAAAUAUUUAAUGUUUUUAUAUAUUGGAUAGCUUAACGUGUUGCAUUGUAUUGUUUCCGCGUUAAAAACAUUCCUUUUUUGGAAAUAAAAUUGUGUAAUCAUUUGCUCUGCGUUCGUUUAAUUUAAUGUUCGAGUGGAAUUCAUAUAACCCGUUAUUGUCUUUGCCGUUUCCGCGUUGAACUAAUUUCCGUUUCCGUUCAUUUAAACUAAGUAAUAGGUAAUCUUAGUACAAUGUAAAUUCAAGAUUUAUUAUACUUUUUUGUAUAAAGAUAUGAAUACACAUGCAUAUAUAAUGUAACUUUAUACUAUAAAUAUGUAUAUUAAUUUUUUACUCAAUAAAUAAUUGAAAAUAAAA
Stomoxys calcitrans (stable fly) is the source of this 933-nucleotide messenger RNA. RefSeq names its product stress-associated endoplasmic reticulum protein 2. Gene Ontology annotation, biological process: endoplasmic reticulum unfolded protein response. The coding region runs from base 124 to 318 and encodes 64 amino acids. The record is from RefSeq and is a predicted model, not a curated record. The transcript has 3 exons. Gene Ontology annotation, cellular component: endoplasmic reticulum. Lineage: Eukaryota; Metazoa; Arthropoda; Insecta; Diptera; Muscidae.